Molecule: messenger RNA, 695 nt
Organism: Capsicum annuum
Lineage: Eukaryota; Viridiplantae; Streptophyta; Magnoliopsida; Solanales; Solanaceae
Product: carotene epsilon-monooxygenase, chloroplastic-like
Exons: 5
Coding region: 1-459 (152 amino acids)
Biological process (GO): carotenoid biosynthetic process
Cellular component (GO): chloroplast
Molecular function (GO): heme binding; iron ion binding
Source: RefSeq, a predicted model, not a curated record
AUGGUGGAGAAACUUUUACCUGAUGCAAUUUCUGGUUCUGCGUUGAAUAUGGAGGCAAAAUUUUCUCAAUUAGCACUUGAUAUCAAAGCUUUAUGUAAGAUCAUUCCACGACAAAUAAAGGCUGAAAAUGCAGUUUCUGUAAUCAGACAUACAGUUGAAGAACUCAUUGCAAAGUGCAAAGAGAUUUACCCUUCCGCUUUGGAAAAAGCACAUGAAGAAGUUGACAGAGUUUUGGGAGGACGCUCUCCGACCUAUGAAGACAUGAAGAAUCUCAAGUUCUUAACACAGUGCAUAAUUGAGUCUCUCCGACUUUAUCCACAUCCACCUGUUCUAAUAAGAAGAGCUCAAGUAGCUGAUGUGCUCCCCGGAAAUUACAAGGUCAAUGCUGGUCGAGAUAUAAUGAUUUCGGUAUACAACAUUCAUCAUUCUUCCGAGGAUCAAUGCGGGGAUCAAAUUUGAAUGGUGAGUGCCACAACUCAACUUGAUUUAGAUUGAAGUGAAUGAUGAAGAAUUUUUGAAAUAUUUUUAUAUAGGUUUAUAUACAUUUGGUUUUCUGUGGAACUUGGUAUAAAUUUUUAUUAUGUUGUUUUCUAAUUAGUAUGUAAAAGACUCUUUUUAAAAUCUAAUCUAUGCACUUCAAUUAUUUAUUAGCUAAUUGGUGCGUGAGAUUAUAUAUAAAUAUGUUGUUUAUCUAA